This is a messenger RNA of Amborella trichopoda, 1498 nucleotides long. NCBI's taxonomy places the organism in Eukaryota, Viridiplantae, Streptophyta, Magnoliopsida, Amborellales, Amborellaceae. The record is from RefSeq and is a predicted model, not a curated record.
UAAAUUUGAUUGUUUAGAGCGAAAGUUUCUAUAAACAUUUCCCUUAAUGUUAAGGUGGAAACACUUUUCCAAGAGUAUAAGGUUGCAGACUUAUAUAAAGGUUUUACCAUAAGAGAACUUUUAAAAAAACAGAUGCCUAUAAAUUACAAAUUGAGGCCCUCUAUAAUUUUCGUAUAUACGAGGGGUAGUCUUUGGAAUCUGAUCUGCCGAAAAGUUAAACAAUGAAAAAGUGAGAGCAAUACAGUAAUAUUUCCAUGGAAUUGGUUGGCCCACGAUUGUUUCAAAAUUGAAGGCAAUCACAGACCAACAAAUAAAAGGAAGGGCCCUGGAAGUCUCUUAUCCUUCUCUUUCUCUCUCUUCGCGUCUCUUUCUCUUUCUCUCUCUCACUCUCUUCUGCCCGGUCUGAGACAUGGCAACCAUCACCCCUGUCACAAUGAGCCUGCCCUCCAAAUUUGGCAAACCCCUUCAAAAUCUUCCCCAAAUUGUGUCCAAAAUCUUCCCCAAAUCGAACUUCACAAAACCCACCUCUCUAACAACAAGAUCUUUGGCCAAAUUUCUUGAACACCCAAUUAACCAGAGAGAUCUGGCUCAGAGUUUCAACAAUACCAUUCAGCAUUGCAAGAGAACACCUGUUCCUUUGCUCUCUGUCUCUUUGCCUUUCUUCCUAGUUCCUGAGGAUGCACUUGCAAUCAAUGGUGAAUUCGGGUUACUCGAAGGUCGAACCGUGUCUCUGGUCCACCCAAUUGUGAUGGGCUCCCUCUUUGUGUAUAGCCUAUGGGCUGGUUAUUUAGGAUGGCAGUGGCGGAGAGUGCGCACCACCCAAAACGAGAUCAAUGAGCUCAAAAAACAAGUGAAGUCCCCACCACAGGACUCUCAAGGAGCGGCUACAGCAACUGCUACUCUUACUGUUUCUCCUGUUGAAACCAAGAUACAGGAACUUACUGAGGAGAGGAAGCAAUUGUUGAAAGGAUCUUACAGAGAGAGGCACUACAAUGCAGGAUCUAUCCUUCUCGGAUUCGGAGUAUUUGAAUCAGUAGGGGGGUGCCUCAACACAUGGUUUAGGACUGGGAAGCUUUUCCCAGGUCCCCAUUUGUUUGCAGGAGCAGCAAUCACGGUGCUAUGGGCAAUGGCAGCUGCACUUGUACCUCCAAUGCAAAAAGGGAGUGAAACAGCAAGGAACUUACACAUUACUCUCAAUGCCCUAAAUCUCAUUCUCUUUGCCUCGCAGAUACCCACGGGCAUAGAUAUUGGGUUCAAGGUCCUUGAGUUCACAAAUUGGCCAUGACUUACCCCACAUAUCUAAACUGAAAGAGAGGAAACUUUUUGGGGUUCUCAUUUUUUUUAAUUUUUUGGUGCUGUUCUAAAGUGAAAACCCAACUGCUCAGUUUGUGCUCGGUUGAUAUAAAUUGUAGUGUAUAUUCAUUUUUUUGAACACUCCUAUUAAUGGGACUCAAAUGCUGAGAAUUCACACUAAUAUGACCACUUUUCAUAUAGAAAA